UCCUCCUGUGUCAUUCUGUCCUUCCCUCCUCACUUGGUCCUCCUGUCCCUCUUCCCUCAGUGGCAGGAUUACAGAACCAGUGUCCUGUUGCUGGCGUGCCCUUGUCUGAGCUUUCUGCACGACUUUUUUCCUCUGCUCGGUUCUUCUCUUUGCUCGGGUGCUGCACCAAGCAUGGAGAAUGACCAGUCUUCCAUCUCACCUGGGCAGGACAUCCAGGGGCAGAGUGGGGACAAACCUGCCCCUGGCCUGCCAUCCCCUGCUGCAGGCCCCACGGAGCAGCCAAGAGCCUGGCCCGAAGCAGCCGUGUGUGACAUCUCAGAGGAGCUGAGCCGGCAGCUGGAGGACAUCAUUAAAACCUACGGGUCUGCCACCAGCCUGAUGGAGAAGGAAAGCACUGCUACAGGAACUGACAGGCCUGAGAAGGGAGAGCCAGGCAGCUUGGAGGAUGCAGAGUAUGAAGAUGGAAAUGAAGAGGGUGAGAAAGAGAAGCUGGCUCCUGGGGAUGCUUCCAAAGCAAAGGAGCCCAGCGGCAACAAGGAGCAGAAGCUGGAGAAGAAAAUCCUGAAGGGACUAGGAAAAGAAGCCACCCUACUAAUGCAAAGUUUGAAUAAGCUGAGUACUCCAGAAGAGAAGCUGGACCUGUUGUUUAAGAAGUAUGCUGAGCUGCUUGAAGAGCACCGUGCCGAGCAGAAAAAGCUGAAGUAUCUGCAGAAGAGGCAGGCGCAGAUCACCAAGGAGAAGGACCAGCUGCAGAGCGAGCACAGCCGAGCCAUCCUCGCCCGCAGCAAGCUCGAGAGCCUGUGCCGGGAGCUCCAGAGGCACAACAAGAACCUCAAGGAGGAAACAAUCCAGCGGGCACGGGAGGAAGAUGAGAAGAGGAAAGAAAUAACUAAUCACUUCCAGGGCACACUGAGUGAAAUCCAGGCUCAGAUCGAGCAGCAAAGUGAGAGGAACAUGAAGCUCUGCCAGGAGAACACGGAGCUGGCAGAGAAGCUGAAGAGCAUCAUUGACCAGUAUGAGCUGCGGGAAGAGCACCUUGAUAAAAUAUUUAAGCACAGAGAACUUCAACAGAAACUGGUGGAUGCCAAGUUGGAACAGUCUCAGGAAAUGAUGAAGGAAGCUGAGGAGCGACAUCAGAAAGAAAAGGAAUAUCUCCUGAACCAAGCUGCAGAAUGGAAGCUCCAGGCCAAAAUGUUAAAGGAGCAAGAGACUGUCCUACAGGCACAGAUCACUCUCUACUCUGAAAGAUUUGAAGAAUUUCAGAAAACAUUGGCCAAAAGCAAUGAAGUGUUUGCCACGUUCAAACAGGAGAUGGAAAAAAUGACAAAGAAAAUGAAGAAGUUGGAAAAGGAUACUGCUACAUGGAAAUCCAGAUUUGAGAACUGUAAUAGAGCACUACUGGACAUGAUUGAAGAGAAAGCCAUGAGGACAAAGGAAUAUGAGUGCUUCAUGCUGAAAAUCCAGAGACUAGAGAACCUUUGCCGUGCUCUGCAGGAAGAGAGGAAUGAAUUGUACAAAAAAAUAAAGCAAGCACAGCUCCCAGAAGAGGUGAAUGGAAAUGGUAUCUUAGAAGAAGAAGAUGAAGAAGAAGAAGAUGAUACUGAAAUGACCCCUUCCUCCUCUGAGCAAGCGAGCAUUGAGCUGCAUGAGAGUGACAAGAGGAUGCUGAAGCAGCUGGCUGAAGCUUUCAGGGUGUCCCACAAGGCAGAGGAGUCCCUCCCAAGCAACAGUAGCAAUCCAGAGACCUGCGAGACUCAAACACAUAAUGCCAUCCUGGUGCCAGAACCCCCUGCUCCUCUCAUUCCACAUUCAGAGCCUGGGAAUCACUGUGAGCAGCCCAGCACGAGCACAGCAGCACCCACUGAAAGUAUGACAGUGCCCACUGAGAACGUGUCCAAGCCCACCAAAAGCACACCCUCACUUCCAGGCAGGGGGCCAACACCCACAGAAAGUGUGCCAAUGCCUCCUGAGAGUGUCCUUGUACCCACCGGGAAUAUGCCAAUACCCACUGAAAGCAUGCCAGCAACACCCGAAAGUGUGCCAACACCCACACAAAACACACCCCCUUCCCUUGGGGAUGUGCCAGUACCCACUCAGUGUCCACCAAAAGCUGCAGAAUGUGCAGAUGACCCAGCAGAUAGAUCUGUCCGGGGUCAGUCUGCAGAGCAAACAGGGGACACAGACAUGGAAGCAGUGGAUUGAAGACACUGUGUGUCCAGGUUUGUCUUCUGCAAAGCAGAGCCCUGCAUUGAUUUCUAAAUGGAUACCUGGUUUUUUUGUUGGGUUGUUUUUUUUUUUUUAAGAAACAAAAAUUGGUUCCUAAAACACACUCAUGUAUUUGUAUGCAAAUGUAAUGCACUUCUCUUUGCUACCAGUAUACAGUAAUAAUGGGUCUGCAAAUUUUGCAGUCCCUCAUCUGCUUGAAGUAUAAUAUUUUCUUAAUGAUAUGAAAAUACAAUGAAAUCACAGGAUCUUUUUUUUUUCCCAGGCAUGAUGAGUCAUCUCAUUCAGGAAAAUAAUUUUAGUGUUGCCACUUCCACGUUUCAAAAACUAUUGCAAUUCUCAUGCAUAUAUUUAAAGACUUAUAAUUAAUUAGCUAUUUAUUUUGACAUUGCAUAAAAGAUGGCCUACUUGGACACACAGUGAUUUUAAUAAAUGAGGUGAAAGGAAUCUGUAAUUACAGAUUAAAAUAGUGAAACCAUAAAUGUGGUCAGCCAUAUCCAAGGAGCAGUGCAACAACUGACCACUCGCACUGUAGCCUAAACACCCACAUGCUUUUAGCCUUACUUUCCAUUGGUCUUUUCUGCUCAGUGUUCUAGAAUAGGUUUAGUUUUCAACAGCACUACAGGGAAAGGGAAAAGAUCUUUUCUAGAUUCACAUAAAAUAACUGAAAAUGACAGCAAUUUUCAAAUUGAUGGCAAUUCCCAAGGUAGGGGUCACAACUCUCCUUCUACAUCCAAUAGAAAACUGCUGCAUUAUCAUACUGUUUGGAAUCACAAGGCUGAUGGGGAUCAGGCCUGUUUCCAGCUCACAAAUGAGGUUAGAAGUUCAGAGGUUGGUUGCAGAUCCCAGUUUCCAGGCAAGGAGCAGAAAGCAGAGUGGAAGGUACCAGGACGUAUUCCAGAAGAAUACAGAAGAAUAAUCCUGAGAUCAUGUUUCUGGAUGAUGCUGUCCCUCCCAGUUACAGCCACAUGACCCACUGCUCCCUCCUGGCACUGCUGCAUGUGCUAAUGCUCCCAGGAGAAGGAUGAGGACACUCACCUGUCACCCUAUUCUGGAAGCAGAGCACAAGUCAAUAAGCCAGAAGCAAAGAGGAACCAGGAAAGCAGGAAUCCCUCUCACAGACACCUCCAGGGGCUGGCUACAUUCUCAUCCCCUUUCUGGUCUAACUGGCUCUUCCCAUCUCCCUGCCAACAGCUAUUGCUUAAGAAUGUGGGCACCUUGUCAGAAGCUGGUUUAUUCCGGUGCCAAGAACAGAGAUGAAGAAGGAAGGAGGAAAGAGAGAGUAUCAACCCUGACAGCUCUACAGUCUCAAGCAAGGAAAGUAAGCAGGCUUUUCGAAAGAAGGUUAAACAAUCCUGUAGGAGCGUUCCUUCUUUCUCAUCUCUUUCCUCUGAAUUCCAUCCAGGCCUUUCAGAGUCUGAGCUGGAUAGAUUAAGAGUUUGAAAAGGGCAAUUAAAUAAGAUGUUUAGAGGUUGGAAAGGGAAAUCUUAAAAUCAAAGAACCCCAUGUUUAUAGACAAAUUCCAAGAAGACCCUGGAGACAAAGUGACUCAUUCAAGCCAAAGCUGAAACACAGGUGAACCAAGAACCUUGACACACUAUGGGAAUCAGUGGCCACAGAGUCCUUCCAGCAUGCCACCCUCCAAAAAUGGGGUUUGAAUCCUUGCUUUCUGCCAACAUGAUCUGUACCCUGGUUAAAUGUAUCUGUGAACUGCUUGGUUCAGCCUUUUCAGGAGCUAACCCUUGGAGUCUACAGAGCAUAAACUGCAAAAGUGUGCUUGGAUAUGGCCUGUACCUAUUAGGACUACAGUUUUCAGAUGUGAAUGCCUCAUGUUAGAUAACAAGACCUACAGGAUUUAUCCCAUGUCUUCAAUCAGUGAAAGUAGAUAAUUUGAGUCUUAGUUAUCUUAAGCUCCUUGUAUAAGCAGUGGAAAAGAAAAAGCAUCUUUUGAGGAAGUUAUCCCAUGAUAAGACUGGCAUCCAAGUCAGAAGGAAUUACUUUCUCUCUGAGGAUGAUCUUUCUUUUCAGAUUCUAGAGCCAGCCUUAGACAACUAAUUUAAAUUUAAUAUGUCUAUUGUUAGGUAUCUAAAUUAAGCAACAUGAAUCCCAUCAAAUAUUCAGAUUCAAAGCCCUAAGUGAAUGGCCAUCUCUGAAAACCAAGCCAGAUAUGUGCCUGUGGAAACAUUAAUCUAUAACAAAUCUGUAUCCUAAGAUAAAAAGUUAUACUCACCUGAUACACUUCUUUUUUUAGUUUCCAUUGACUUAAGUUGAUAGAAAUAUAGUUUCCAUUACAAGUUUUGUUUGCUAUUAGGGUGACUUUUAAAAUUAAUGCAAUUUAUAUACUUGUUAAUGUUUUGGGGGUUUUAAUUCUUGAUCUUGUUUGAUUCUGUAGCCAUUUUA
This is a messenger RNA of Ficedula albicollis (Collared flycatcher), 4623 nucleotides long. It is a transcript of the gene TXLNB, whose product is annotated as taxilin beta. The transcript is spliced from 10 exons. Lineage: Eukaryota; Metazoa; Chordata; Aves; Passeriformes; Muscicapidae. Gene Ontology annotation, molecular function: syntaxin binding. The coding region runs from base 172 to 2202 and encodes 676 amino acids. The record is from RefSeq and is a predicted model, not a curated record.